This is a messenger RNA of Talaromyces atroroseus, 1023 nucleotides long. RefSeq lists its product as hypothetical. Lineage: Eukaryota; Fungi; Ascomycota; Eurotiomycetes; Eurotiales; Trichocomaceae. The transcript has 3 exons. Bases 1 to 1023 code for a protein of 340 amino acids. The record is from RefSeq and is a predicted model, not a curated record. Gene Ontology annotation, molecular function: D-amino-acid oxidase activity; FAD binding.
AUGGCACGAAAUUCAAACUCCUCGACGGUUGUGGUGAUUGGAGCCGGAAUCAUUGGACUUACCAUUGCAUUGAAGCUCCAAGACCUGCUGUCAAGUAAGAGCGCGGUAAAUUGUAGCAGGGUUCUUCUGGUCGCUCGCGAAUGGCCAACCACCAUCCCACACGCAUCGUCAAUUACCCUGAACUAUGCUUCCAUGUGGGCAGGUGCACAUGUUCGUCCAAUACCAGGAACGACAGCGCAGCUCCGUCGAGAAGCUGCGUGGCUGAAGCGGACGGUGCAAGAGUUCUCCCGCCAGCUCAAAGCCCAGCCAUGGACUGGUAUCAGCAAAACGACAGGAAUAGAGUUUAUCGAAGCUCCCAACUGUGACUAUGAGAAACAGACGUCCGAGUCGUUUGCGGCUGAAUCGGGAUUGCCUGGGUAUCGAGAAUUGGUAUCCUCAGAGAAGCCUGCCGGUACUUGGCUCGGUUAUGAAUACGAGACUUACUGCGUGAAUGCACCUAUGUAUUGCGCAAACCUGCUACGCACAUUCGUGCUUCGCGGUGGGCAAACCGUCCUUACGAGCCUCGACGUAACUACCAAAACAGUCACUAAGCAGGCCAAAGACGGUUCGUGGAGUUUCAUCAUACCGCGAGGGUUUGACGGCGGAACGAUUAUUGGAGGCACAAAAGAGCCUGAAAACUGGGACUCGGAGCCAAGCCUCCACACUCGGGAGCAUCUGCUUACGGCGGGACAGGGACUCCUUCUGUAUGCAUGCGAAGCUUCUAAGAAUCACGAUGAUGCACUGUCUAGUUGGAGAAAUAAACGAGUCAUAGCUGAUGUCGUGGGACGAAGGCCAACUCGACAGGGCGGAAUGAGGAUUGAGCCAGAAGAGCGGCUUUUAAGCAAUGGAAACAAGAAAAAUGUUAUACAUGCCUAUGGCGCCGGGGGGCGAGGGUUCGAAAUCAGCUGGGGAGUCGCGGCCGAGGUGGCGGAGAUGGCCAAGGAGUUGCUUGGGAACGACAAUUUGGUGUUGAGUAAAUUAUGA